Lodderomyces elongisporus is the source of this 1119-nucleotide messenger RNA. RefSeq names its product Sol1p. The record is from RefSeq and is a predicted model, not a curated record. Bases 1 to 1119 code for a protein of 372 amino acids. NCBI's taxonomy places the organism in Eukaryota, Fungi, Ascomycota, Pichiomycetes, Serinales, Debaryomycetaceae. The transcript has a single exon.
AUGUCCGAUCCAUUCAACGUACCGCUGACACCACCAGCAAGACAAAGGAGUUCUAGAAACAGUUUGCAUGUCAACCUCCAACCUCCUACAAUAAACGAAACAAAUACAUCUUCACCAUUCAGCUUGAACCUGAACCUGAACCUGAACCUGAACCUGAAUUUGGACUUGGACUUGAAAACACCACUUAGAUCAAAUGCUGGAUUAUUGACACCUACGACAACAACAAAAAGGAAACAACUGGUUACUCGCACCUCCUUACAUCCUCCUACAUCUGCUGCUGCUGCUGCUUCUACUUCAUCAUCUUCUUACUCGUCGUCAUUGCCAUUUUCGCUGAAUGCUUCAGAAAAAAAUGCACCAGCUAUUGCUGUAAGCAAGUUUUCGUUGUCACCCACAACACCACAGGAAUUAUCAUCGAUACAACACAAUGAAAAGCUGCAUGCAACUACAAGGAAGAGAAACCUAAAUGAUAUAUUCAUGGAUAACCGAGUGCAGAUGCAUCCACUGGAGAAACUUUCCUUUGGUUUAUUCUUACCAUCACCAUCCACCAUAGGCUCGGGAAGAACCAACCAUCAUAGUCACAGCCAUAAAUCCCAGAGUGGGAAAAGUCUUAGUGUGCCACUUUUCGAUCGCAAAAAGUUGGAGAGCUUGAGAGUUCAAGAAGAGGAAGAUGUUGCAAUGGAGGAAGACUUGGCCAAAGAGCCACUGACACCAGGAAAACAAAUUAUUGAUGAUGUGAAAAUUAAGCAAUGGCAUGGAAAACUGUUUAAUAAAUAUGAUUUGGACAGCUCCGAUGGUGAGGAAGAAGAAAAAGAAAAAGGAGAAGAAAACGAAGAGAAAGCUAGGGAAAAAGAACAAGAUUUUGCAGAUGGACGGAUCAUGACUUUGGAACAGACUAAACGUAUACCUCGUGCCCGUUUACCUAACCCCUUCUUGGAAGAUACCAAGGAGAAGCAAAUGAACAAGAAAUUGGAUAGAGAAAUACGGGAUGAGAAAACGACGGUUAAUUACAAUACACAUAUGGAGCUAUACAAUAACAAAACCGGGGAAAGAAAAGUCUUGAAGUUGACAAAAAGUCAGAUGAAGUAUAAGCCCAAGAAAUUGACAUUUGAAGGACUUUAA